This is a messenger RNA of Rhodofomes roseus, 1258 nucleotides long. RefSeq lists its product as uncharacterized. Bases 152 to 1231 code for a protein of 359 amino acids. The transcript is spliced from 3 exons. NCBI's taxonomy places the organism in Eukaryota, Fungi, Basidiomycota, Agaricomycetes, Polyporales, Fomitopsidaceae. The record is from RefSeq and is a predicted model, not a curated record.
CGAGUCCUUGCCUCCUCCCGUCACCUGCCCGCGUCUCUUCUCGGACUCUCCGCGUUUCCCAGGCAUCCGUGUGCACGGCGAGUAACAAUACUGGGCCUCAGCACGCUGCAUACUGAUAACUUCGUGCUCUCUCGACUUCGUCUGCAGGAAGAUGUACUCGCGGAUGCGCUCGCCCGUUCAGACGCGGUCUCGCCGCCGCACAGAGAACCCCAACCCCGACAUGAUCAACGUGCUUGCCAGGGUGAACGCCCAUGCCACGGUUCUCGCGCCUCGCGACCUGAACGUGCACGAAGGCGGUACUGGACCGACGGCUGCGUACACCUCGGACAACACUUACACGCCGGCAGACGACCAACCGCAGAUGCGGUGCGAAGAAGCAGUCGCCCCGAGGCCCACGAUUCACAUGCAAAAGGCCGUAGUCCCUCCGCACCGGGCCUACGUACUCGUUCCGCCGCCUCCGGGUGCGCCCCAAGCCCCAGCCCCGAAUGACCUCCUGGACGCACGCGCUCAUCCCAAUUCCGCGCCCACUGCCCAGGCAGCGAAUGCGGAGCCGUUGACGAGGGGACGCGCACAUGUACGCACCUUCGCCGUGUCGCCUACCACAGUGGACAGCCAGUCUGCUCGCAGUGUCCCCGUUCCUGACCCAUCAGAGCGCCCUCCUGCGGAACCCAAGACAGAGGUGCAGGCUGCGACCAUUCCCGCUGCAACAAUCCCGACCGUUGACCUGAUUAAGAUGUCCAAGAUGUCCGAGGCGAUGAUGUCCCAGUCGAUUACGAGACGCCGCAGGCGUUCCACUUUAUCCAGGACCCGAGCAGCCAUCAACCACGUACCGGCGGCCCAGCUCGACAACCUGCCCCAACCUCGUCCUGGCACUACUCCUGCUAUGAUUCCUCCUGGGAUCCUGCUGACUGGUGAUGGCUCCCCCUACGUACCCCCCGGCAACAUUCACUUCACGCCUCCGGCUGUGCAAGCCGUUGCUACUACCUGCACUCUGGUGACAUCUAGCUCGACGAAUACUCUGGGCUCGAUGGAUACUCUGGGAUCUGGUCUUGGGUCUGUGGAGCCUGUUCAAGGAGAUCCAGCGCAUCCUGACAUGCCUCCCAAAAAGACGCGCUCUCGCGUACCGGCUGUUCUCUUGAACAUCCUUCAAGGAAUACUGUUGGGUUUCCUCACUCUUAUCAUGACUGGUGUUUUCUGGUCUGCUGUUGUACUGGUUCAUGCCGAAAUGUGAUCGCAGAAAUUGUAUCAUAGAACGUCA